This is a messenger RNA of Prunus armeniaca (apricot), 2433 nucleotides long. Lineage: Eukaryota; Viridiplantae; Streptophyta; Magnoliopsida; Rosales; Rosaceae. The record is from the annotation of a GenBank genome assembly.
AUGGCUGAAGUUGCAUUUCCUUUGGCAGCCAAACUCAUUGAAAAGCUCGGGUCCAUUGCUUCUGAGCAGAUCUCCUCGGCAUGGGGCGUUAAAGCUGAUCUGAAAAAGCUUCAGCGCACAAUGUCCACCAUCAAAGAUGUCCUCUUGGAUGCCGAACAGAAGCAAGCUCAUAACCAACAGAUCCGCAGUUGGCUACGACAGCUUAAAGAUGUAUUUCUUGAUGCCGAGGACUUGUUGGAUGAGUUCGAGUGCGAAGCUUUGCGAAGGGAAGUGGUGGAAACAUUUCAUGGCACAAUUGGAAAGGUACGCCGUUUCUUCUCUCGUUCUAAUCCAAUCGCAUUCCGUUUCAGAGUAGGCAAUGAAAUCAAGGAGAUUAGAGAGAGAUUAGAUGAGCUCAAGUCCAAUAAGGCUAUAUUUGAUUCUCUCGCCAUUCUUCCUCAUGGAGAUGGAGGUGAUCAUCAUGAAAGACCCUUCGUUCCUGCUUCAAAGGUUAUUGGUAGAGAGUCUGAGAAGGAAGAAAUUGUAAAUCUGUUGAUGCAACAAGGUGAUGAUGAUCAAAGUGGGAAUUCUAAUAAUAAAAUCUCUGUCAUUCCGAUAGUGGGGAUUGGAGGUUUAGGGAAGACCACACUUGCCAAGUGGGUGUACGAUGAUAAAAGGGUCGUUGGGCAUUUCGAAUUGAGGAUGUGGGCACCUGUUCCGGUGGACUUUGAACUUACUAGAUUGACAAGACUGAUUCUUGGCUCUGCAUUAAAUACAGAGAUCAAUGAUAAAUUGACGCUGGAUCAGUUGCAAGGAAGGCUAUGUGAAGCUUUGAAGGAUAAGAAAUUUCUGCUUGUCUUGGAUGAUGUUUGGAAAGAUGAUGCUUUAAAGUGGAGUCAGUUGAGAGAUCUAUUGACAGAGGGAGCCAAGUCAGGAAGUAAGAUUUUAGUGACCACAAGAAGUACCACAGUUGCUGAGAUCAUGGAAUGUGCUUUUAAAGAGGGAAGUGAUAAAGACUAUCCUAAGCUCUUUGAAAUGGGAGAAGCUAUUGUCAGAAAGUGCGGAGGGGUUCCAUUGGCGGUGAAAACUUUAGGGAGUCAACUAUACUCAAAGACUGAUGAACGGGAAUGGAAAUUGGUGAGAGAUUCUGAGAUAUGGGAAUUGAAACAAGAAGAUGGUGGUCACAUUUUACCUGCUUUGAGAUUGAGUUAUACCCGAUUGCCUCCUCAUUUGAGACAAUGUCUUGCUUACUGUUCCUAUCUCCAAAAGGAUAGGAUUGAAUAUGGUAGUAAUGCAUUGAUCCAAUAUUGGAUAGCACAUGGAAUCCUUCAUCAGUAUCGUGUUCAUGGGAAUAUGGAGUUGGAAGAUAUUGGAGAGCUAUAUUUUAAGGAAUUAUGGGCGAGAUCCUUCUUUCAAAACGUUAUUAAUUGGACUAUGUUCUACAAGUUUGAUAUGCAUGAUCUUAUCCACGAUCUUGUACAAUCAGUUGCACAAGGUGAGUGUUUCACAGUGAAGUCUGCAAACACCAAAGACAUAUCUGAAAAUGUUAGACAUUUGACAGUUUUGGAAGCAGGCCAAAAUGUUUCAACAACCUUGCAAAAGUUGAACAAAGUGCGGACUAUAACAGCAGAGGAAACAAAGAUUGAUGAAUCCUUCAUGUGCACUUGCUUUUCAAGAUUCAAGUAUUUGCGAGUGGUUGGGUUACCUACAUGUUCAUUACAAGUGUUGCCAAGUUCCAUUGGUUCCCUGAAACAUUUGAGAUAUCUAGACUUGACUAGUAAUAAAGCAAUAACGAAACUCCCUAAUGCAAUUUGCAGACUGCAGAGCUUGCAAACUCUAUAUCUUGCUGAUUGUGAGAAUCUUGAAGAGUUGCCCAGAGAUAUAAGCAAAUUGAUCAGCCUCAUAACACUUGAAUUAACCACAAAACAAACAAGUUUUCCAAAGAAUGGGGUGGGAUGCUUGAAAUCACUUCGAUGUCUUGCUAUUUCUGGGUGUAGUAAUUUAACCUCUUUGCCGCAUGAAACAAGCUAUCUUGCUUCCUUACAGAGUCUAACGCUAUACAAAUGUGAACAACUAGAUUUGUGGAACGUAAAUUAUCAAGGAACUCCACUGAGGCUUCAAAAAUUGUGUAUUGUAAAUUUACCGCGGAUGGUGGCAUUGCCUGAAUGGUUUCAAGGAGCGGCUAACACCCUUCAAUUCUUGGCUAUUUACGGGUGUGAGAAUUUGGAGGCAUUACCUGAGUGGUUGGCAAGUUUCACAUUAGUCACAAAGUUGGUCAUUGAUUCAUGUUAUAAAUUGGCGUCUCUGCCAGAAGGGAUGCGUUCUCUUACCUCCUUAAGAGAACUUGUGAUUGAAGAUUGUCCUGAAUUGGAGUUGAGAUGCCAGCGCAACAUCGGAGAAGAUUGGCCCAAGAUUUCUCAUGUGCCACAUGUUUCCUUUCACUUGUUCGAUUGA